Fomitiporia mediterranea MF3/22 is the source of this 246-nucleotide messenger RNA. RefSeq lists its product as uncharacterized. The transcript is spliced from 2 exons. Gene Ontology annotation, molecular function: monooxygenase activity; heme binding; oxidoreductase activity, acting on paired donors, with incorporation or reduction of molecular oxygen. NCBI's taxonomy places the organism in Eukaryota, Fungi, Basidiomycota, Agaricomycetes, Hymenochaetales, Hymenochaetaceae. The annotation marks the transcript as partial. The record is from RefSeq and is a predicted model, not a curated record.
AUAUUUUUCUGGAAACGACAAAACGCAGGUCAUCAUCUACCGCCUGGUCCAUCUCCAGACUUCUUGAUUGGACAUGCCCGAAAACUACCUCUUACUUUGCCUUGGAUAACAUAUUCAAAAUGGAAACAUGAAUACGUAGGCGACGUCAUCUAUACAUAUGCUCUCGGCCGUUCAAUUGUCAUUCUCAAUUCUUUUGUUGCUGCCCGAGAUCUCCUAGAGAAGAAGAGCGCGACAUUCUCUGACAGA